UUACAAUAGAUGACAAUCUGUAAGGGUUUUUCUUCUUGGCGUUGCACUAAGAACUGGGAACAGUCCACAGUGAAGGAGAGGCUCUUCCCACCCAUUUAUCUUGUGUUGCAGCUGUUUGUCUAAGAGGAUAAGUCAUCUUCUUCAUCAUCGAACUUGAAAGGUAAUGGCAAGCAAUGACAGAGUCCCCCCUCCCCACCUCCGGCUCCCUCUUCCUGGCCGGAGCAUGGUCCAUCCUGAUCCUUAUGGUCCUCCAAUUCAUCCUCCACCUGGUGGUUUCCCUCUAGAAAUGUUGCCUCCUGAAGUUAUGGAACAAAAACUUACUGCACAACAUGUCGAAAUGGACAAACUUGCGACAGAAAAUCAGAGGCUUGCCACAACCCAUAGAACUCUUAGACAAGAUCUUGCUACUGCUAAGCAUGAGUUGCAGUCAGUACAUGCUUACAUUGCUGAUAUGAAGGCUGAUAAAGAACAACACACAAGAAGAUUAAUGGAUAAAAUAGCAAGGAUGGAGGCUGAACUUCAAGCUGCAGAGUCCAUCAAAACAGAGUUGCAGCAAGCACAUGCUGAAGCUAAGAGCUUGUUUGGUGCAAGGCAGGAACUAAUAUCCCAAGCGCAACAGCUGACACGCGAUCUUCAGAUGGCUCACUCUGAGGCACAGCAGAUUCCUGCUCUAAUGUCUGAACUUGAGAACCUGAGACAGGAAUAUCAGCAUUGCAGGGCUACUUACGACUAUGAGAAGAAAUUAUACAGUGACCAUCUUGAAUCACUUCAGGUGAUGGAGAAGAAUUAUAUGGCUAUGUCUAGAGAGGUGGAUAAGCUUAGAGCAGAGUUAACUAAUUCCACAAACUUUGACCCACGAACAGGAGGGCCAUAUGGUGGCUCUGCUGGUUACAGUGGGGGUAUUCCCAUGGGGAACUAUGCUACAUAUGAUGGCUAUGGCUUACCGCAGCAGGGCCAAACCCCAGUUUUAGGAGGGGGUACUGGUGCUGGAGCUGCUGGCACUGGGAGUGGAGCACGUGAUUCUGGCACUGGGGUUACUUCUCCUCAUGUUGUAGCUCAAUCUGCACCUGGUGGUUUGGGGGCUGCUUACGAUGCAUCAAAAAGGCCUGGCUACGAUGCACUGAGAGGACCUACUGGACCUGGAUAUGAUGUACAGAGAGGACCAACUGGACCUGCAUAUGAUGCACAGAGAGGACCAACUGGACCCGGCUACGAUGGAGAGAGAGUACCGACUGGACCCAGUUACAAUGCACAGAGAGGACCAACUGGACUCAGUUACGAUCCACAGAGAGGACCUAAGCAAGACACUCAGAAGGGACCAGGGUAUGAUGCUGAUAAAGCACCUGGUUAUGAUGGUCAAAGGCCGCCACCUACUUAUGAUUUCCGAAGAGAUUCAGGAAAUGACAUACAAAGGGGAUCUAACUAUGACCCGCAGAAAGCAGCUGGCUAUGAUCCAUUGUCUCGAGGUGCUGUAGGGCCCCAAGGACAGGUACCUAAUGAAAAUGUACACCAUACAUCAGCACCACCACCUCCUACUCGUCCAAGUGGUGGAUAUGAGGCACCCGGACGAGGUGGAAAUCCCAUUCACAGAUGAUUUCAGGACCCUCUCAACUUUAUUGUCAUCUGAAUUUUCUUCACGUAAUGCCUCGAGUAAUUCAUCUUGCACUUUACUUAUCAUUCUUCAUCCGGCCAAUGCUUCUCCCUCGUACUCUCUCUCUCUCAUCAGGGCAUAUCUAUAGUGAAGUUCUGAUAUGGAAGUAUAAGAAAGGUAGUUAUUGACUUAUUGUGCAAGUCAAACUUUUAGAAAGCAAAAUGUGGACGAAUACAGCUCAUGCUUUGUUGGAAGAGCCUAUCCCCCUAUAAAUUGUAGUGUUCAUGUUUAGCUUAUGAUCAUUUAUACUUUGUGAACAUGUGCAUUUUCUUAUUUUUGAUCUACUUCUGCAGUAUUUUGUUUUUGAGUAUGUUCUAGUUUUAAUUAAUAGUUUUUUGGGUAUAUGUA
Molecule: messenger RNA, 1999 nt
Organism: Olea europaea var. sylvestris
Lineage: Eukaryota; Viridiplantae; Streptophyta; Magnoliopsida; Lamiales; Oleaceae
Product: protein FLX-like 2
Exons: 5
Coding region: 164-1594 (476 amino acids)
Source: RefSeq, a predicted model, not a curated record